AUGACUUCAUCAAUCAGGCAACAAAUUGGUCUAGCUAAGCUGGCUUCUGUUUUUUGUGUCGUAUACAUGUGUUGUAUUCUGCAUAGCAAUGGGAAGGAGGUUUCUGAUACUUCUCAUAUUAUACCUCUUUAUCGGGAUCCAAGUCCCAAAAACCAACCAUGGAGACCAUAUUUCCAUUUCCGACCCCCAAAGAACUGGCUGAACGAUCCUAAUGGUCCAAUGUAUUACAAGGGAGUUUAUCAUCUAUUCUAUCAAUACAAUCCAUAUGGUUCAAUCUUUAAUAAAACAAUCCUAUGGGGUCAUUCAGUUUCCCAUGAUUUAGUAAACUGGAUUCACCUCAAGAACGCUAUUGUCCCAACCAAGCCGUUUGACAUCAACAGUUGCUGGUCAGGCUCCACGACAAUCCUCCCAGGAAACAAACCAGUGGUUUUGUACACUGGACUCGAUUCCAAGAAUCAGCAAGUUCAGAAUCUUGCAAUGCCAAAGAAUUUAUCAGACCCUUUUCUAAAAGAAUGGAAGAAAUAUUCUGGAAAUCCCAUCAUGACUCCACCUCAUGGAGUCAAACCAGACAAUUUCCGUGAUCCAAGUACAGCUUGGAGGGGGAAAGAUGGGAAUUGGAGGGUAGUUGUAGGUGGUUUGAGAAACAAUCUAGGAGUGGCAAUUCUUUAUAGGAGUAAAGAUUUUGUUCACUGGAGCUUGCAUGAUGAGCCACUUUAUUUUGGGAAGAAUACUAAUAUAUGGGAAUGUCCAGACUUUUAUCCUGUGUCUACUAACAGUAGAGAUGGGAUUGAGAACUCAGCGAUCGGAAUAAACCUCAAGUAUGUGCUGAAAGCAAGCUUUAAAUCACAUGACUACUACACAAUUGGAAGCUAUGAUGCCGAUAAAGAAAAGUUCUUACCAGAUGAUCAUAAAGUUCUUAUUGGAAGUACCUCAGACUUGAGAUAUGAUUAUGGAAAGUUCUAUGCAUCUAAGACAUUUUUUGAUAGCGUGAAGAAUAGGAGGAUACUAUGGGGUUGGAUAAACGAGUCAGAUAGCUCAACUGAUGAUAUCAAGAAACAAUGGGCUGGACUCCAGUCUAUCCCUCGUCAAGUUUAUCUGGACUCCACUCGACGCCAGCUGAUACAAUGGCCAGUUAAGGAAACUGAAAAAUUGCGGGAGAAGCAUGUUAGUUAUUUUGGGAAGAAGCUAAAAAGAGAAUCAUUAUUUGAAGUUUCAGGGAUCACAGCGUCACAGGUUGAUAUAGAAGUCUCCUUUAUGCUGCCAAAACUAGAAGAGGUCGAGGUGUUGGACCCUAAACGGAAUGAUCCUCAACUUCUUUGUAGCGCAAAGACAUCGAGCGUCAUUGGUGGAGCAGGUCCAUUUGGGUUAUUGUUAAUGGCUUCUCGAGACUUGACAGAACAAACUGCAGUCUUCUUCCGUGUGUUUAAAGACAACCAUAACCAUCAAUUCGUUGUUCUAAUGUGUAGUGAUCAACGCAGGUCUUCCCUGAGACAAGGAAUUGAUAAAACUACAUAUGGAGCUUUUAUCUACAUAAACCACAAAGAUAAAAUGAUUUCACUUAGGAGCUUGUACUCUUUUCAGGUAGACAAUUCAGUGAUUGAGAGUUUUGGAGCUGAAGGGAGAGCAUGCAUUACGGCUAGAGUUUAUCCAAAAUUUUCUGUUUAUAACGAAGCCCAUGUUUAUGCUUUCAACAAUGGGAGUCUUGAUGUGGUUAUCCGAAGGUUAGAUGCUUGGAGUAUGAAGAAGGCCAAAGGCAACUGAUGAGAAACGAGAACAUUUUCACCUCAAUUAUAUAAAUCAGUUUGUAGGCUUGAAUAAAGUAGCAAUAUAUCUAUCAGGUCUUGUUCCAUGAAUUGAAGAAGUAUUAAGAAGACAAAACUGCCGUAUUUAAUUUUACACAUUAUGUGUUAAACGUAAUUGUUUUUGUUAAAUAUUAACUAUUUACGAC
This is a messenger RNA of Lactuca saligna, 1948 nucleotides long. The record is from the annotation of a GenBank genome assembly. Lineage: Eukaryota; Viridiplantae; Streptophyta; Magnoliopsida; Asterales; Asteraceae.